Messenger RNA from Macroventuria anomochaeta, 1893 nucleotides. RefSeq lists its product as uncharacterized. The coding region runs from base 183 to 1679 and encodes 498 amino acids. The record is from RefSeq and is a predicted model, not a curated record. The transcript has 2 exons. Lineage: Eukaryota; Fungi; Ascomycota; Dothideomycetes; Pleosporales; Didymellaceae.
CAUCUCAGUUCCAUACCAUCUCUUACAUCUUUCGCUACCAGGAACAUACCUCUUUCGGAGAUAGUGACUGAUCACGGUCUUGCUUGUCAUCACACCGCGACCACCUUGGCUGAGCAGCUGAAAGGAACCUGGGGAAAACGGACGACUUGUACUUUCUGGGCUCUGCAAACCUAGAGCACAGCAUGGAGGGCCGGCAUGGACGAGGCCGAAGGUCCCACCACGAUGCAUACCAUAACUAUGAUGGCAGCAUCCACAACCCCGAUACUGUGUACGACACAGAGACCACAACUACAGGCAACAGCUCGUUUGAACACCCGCAGACAAUGGGUCGCAACCGAUUCGUACCCCCAUUCGGCGUGAAUGGAAGUGAUCAGGUUGGUGUACGACCUAUGCCACGGGUUCAAGACUGUCAGUAUUCCGACUCAAACGUCCAGGUCGCCUCCAGUACAUUCUUACAGACUGAGGCCGAGGGUUUCGCAAACCAAGUGUCAUCGAUCACCUUCGGUAUGGGUGGCCAUGCAUAUACAACAGCUGGUCCACCCUAUGCGACAAACAACGUUACUGCGAACGAACCGAGCAAUGUUCCCAACUAUUACGCCCACCGACACGAUUGUGUCGAUUCACAGAGUCAAUCCAAUAAUUCGGAUGGAUUUGUGAAUCCUCGGUUCCUGACACUAAGUGUCGAAGACUACGACGAGCUUCAGGCUGGGGUCCGACAGGAAACAUCAGCGUAUCCUGACAACCCAAAUCUGGAUGCAGGUAGCGACACCCCCUUCUACAUCGGCGAUGUGCCAGGUCUUCAUGGUGACCUCGACACAUCUCAGCCGCCUCAAGGGUCUGUGUCGAGGUCCAUAUCGUCCGAUACUUCACUCUUACUGUUUGACCAAAUGACGGCUAAUAUGCCACUCUCCCCUGUUCCUGCACCCAUGCCGACAGAGUUAGGGGAUGUACCGUUUGCGCAAACGAGGCGGCAGUUGAACAUGCCCUGGUCGACCGAGCAGAGCAGGCUGGAUGUAGCGUACGAUGAGGGCACCUUCAAUAGAGGCCAGCAGAUACCUUCGACAAGGGUAACCUCAUCCGGAAGCCACAGCUACGAUCAAUCAUGGAUGUCGGAUAUGGGAUACGUGGCGACGGCAGAUACCUCUUGGGAUCCGGGUGCGAUCCCAACGAACCCUGACGCCGCGGCACAUCAUCCCUUGCCAUUCGUAAUGCAUCAACCUGCAAGUAUGCAUGCGUUCGAACGCCGCCACUCUCUGCAACCACAUGUCUCUGGACCUUCGCAAGACCCCUGGUUUGAAAACCCUUCUCUUCAGGAGGAUAUUGGACCUAUCCUCGACAAUCUUCACAUCGAUGGUCGCUCGGGCCCUGCGUCUAUGACCAGGUUACCAAGCGACCAUCUGUAUGCACCGGACAGCACUUUGUUUGCUAACAGUCCAACCUCACCGACUCCGUCUGAAGUCAGCAUGACUCCUUCCGUCGUGCGAGCGUCUUUGAUGUGCCAUAUCGGUGGCUGCCACGUCCUAUUCACAGGCCAAUACCGACGCGGUAACCUUGCUCGCCACAUUCGACUAGUGCACAACCGAAGAGAAUUCCCGUGCGGAGUGAUCGGCUGCAAUAGAAUCUUCAAAAGGCAAGAUGCACUGAAGAAACACUUUGAUAAGAAGCAUAGAGGCCGCUAGCUUUCUCUGGGAGCUUUUGCCUUCUGCAAGCAAAUAGCCUGGCCUAGUGCACAUGUUUUGCACCAAGACCAUGUCCCGUAUGAGACCAGCGGUGGCCGGAAAUCCGCUGAGAAAUAGCGUCCAAUCGCUCUGCAUGCAGCUUCAGACGCAGACACAAGCGCCCUGGACACUUCUAGUAGCUUCAUUGCUGCCAGAUAGUUGUUUUUGCUUUCGU